ACAGUAGAUCAAGCACAUGAUUAUACAUCGUAUGUAUCCCACUUAUAGAGUCUUACGAAUUUUUCAGGAGAAGUUUUUAUUACGAAUAGAUCCAGGAGACAAUUGUUACUUGAGAAUCAAUCACAGUUACACUGGUCAACUAUACUUGCUUUCUUGCACAAACGACCUCUACCUUUGCCCAAAUUAGAAAUGGCUCCUAUAACACUCGCUGGCUCGGCGGACUCGAAGAACAAAUUCGAGGAUCUUUCAGGUAUUGACACUGCGAAAUAUGCCAAUCCAUAUGAUGCUUUGAUCGAGGCAUGCCACGACGACCCGGUAGAAAUACAAGCUAAGUAUGCAACUCACCGAGAAACUCGCAAUGCUCAACAGAAAGCAAAGAUACUGGCUCCCGAUUUCCAAGAAAUGAUACUGGAUACCGUUCUGCAAAAGCUAGAGAAUCCCAAUAUUGAGCCUGGUUUUGAGGAUCCCAGACAUUGCUUAGUAUUCUGGGCGCGUCCUCCGCAACACAUUAAAGCAUUGGUUGGGACAAUUCAACAAAAGCUACUUGCUUUGGCUCCGAAGCUCUGGCUUAUGCCCCAGCUCAAGUGCCAUCUCACUGCACUUGAGAUAACCCAUUCCCUAACCUCCCCAGAAAUAACCUCCAUUCUCAACCAACUUGGUACAUCCACCAUAUCAACCAUGACCGACUACCCCCUCCAACACCGUGCACGCCUUAUCAAGCCCAUGCUGUCCUAUGAUGCCGCCGCAGUUGCCCUCUCAUUUCUUCCCGCGGCAGGAGAAUCGCUUAGCUCAAAUGCUGAGCCAUCAUCUCGCAAUCCCAGAACUGCCCAGGAUGAUUCGUUCACCUACCACCAUCUUCGCCAAUCUAUGUUCACCAUUGCCCGAUCUACAGGCAUCUCUGUUGACUCCCGUUACGUAGUCCCCAGUUCACAUAUCACAGUUGGUCGAUUUCUCACGCAGGAAGAUCACGAUACGCCUGAAAAACGACAGGCUUGGAUUGACUUGAUUGAGGAAAUCAAUGUAUGGCUCAAAGAGGAAUAUUGGCCACGUGAGGGGGCAGGCAGGAAUGAGAAUGGAGAGUGGGUGGUAGGACAGGAAAAAGGUUUGGAUUGUAGGAGAGGCCAAUUGUGGUAUGGAGGGGGGGAGACGGUGAUGUUAGGAAAGGGGUUCUAAGUGUAGUCCAUGACGUGCUCCUAGUCGACAACAAAAACUGGCAACAAGUGAUAUCACAAUGUUUGCCUUUUCCAUAAAUAUUAAAAAGCUUAUGGACAAGGUCGUCAAACACACAACUAACUAUAUCAUAAUCUCAAUGUAAUCGAUCA
This is a messenger RNA of Botrytis cinerea B05.10, 1322 nucleotides long. RefSeq lists its product as hypothetical. Bases 190 to 1173 code for a protein of 327 amino acids. Lineage: Eukaryota; Fungi; Ascomycota; Leotiomycetes; Helotiales; Sclerotiniaceae. The transcript is spliced from 4 exons. The record is from RefSeq and is a predicted model, not a curated record.